Messenger RNA from Parastagonospora nodorum SN15, 465 nucleotides. RefSeq lists its product as hypothetical. The transcript is spliced from 2 exons. The coding region runs from base 1 to 465 and encodes 154 amino acids. The record is from RefSeq and is a predicted model, not a curated record. NCBI's taxonomy places the organism in Eukaryota, Fungi, Ascomycota, Dothideomycetes, Pleosporales, Phaeosphaeriaceae.
AUGCCUUCAAUCAACUCCUACACCCACGAGGAUUACCCAUACCUCAUCGUAUCCACCAACGGCGAGAUGGCGUACAAAGCCAGGGCGGACUACGACUUCGCUGAGCUCCUUAAGCUCGUGCGCGAUAACAACAACGAAGAAUUCAUCUCCAAGAUCAAGAAGGUCGUCUUCGACCCUUUCUUCGACGGCGAAAACAAGUCCGGCGCGAGGUUCUUUGUGGAGAAGUACAAGAUCGAUGCGAACAACCCGCACAAGUUUGACAUCAUUGCAGACGACUACACCCUGUCACCGUUCGAGGAAGACGAGCCACUGAGUCCUAGGUACUACCUAGAUAUGCUCGUCGCGCUUCUCAGUGCUGGUCUCCCCGCCCUCGAACAGGUAGUUCUGCCUAAGGUGUGGGCCGACGAGUGUAAUGACUCGCGCUUCGCGGAUAUAGACCUCUGGGAUGUUUAUUUGGCCGAUUAA